Messenger RNA from Schizophyllum commune H4-8, 1407 nucleotides. RefSeq lists its product as uncharacterized. The coding region runs from base 1 to 1407 and encodes 468 amino acids. NCBI's taxonomy places the organism in Eukaryota, Fungi, Basidiomycota, Agaricomycetes, Agaricales, Schizophyllaceae. The record is from RefSeq and is a predicted model, not a curated record. The transcript has 2 exons.
AUGACGCUGGCAAGCGGCGCGUCGUCCUUAACAAACGACGCGUCUUCUUCGACUGGCGACGCUUCCACGCUCUCCCCUCUGUCGUCCCCCUCGUCCAGCAAGUGCUCCAGCCCCGCACCACAAGCGGCAUGCGGGCGGUCGAAACAUGCCACGCGGAAGGAGGCCGUCCUGAACACUCCCCUCCCAUCGUACUUCCAAGUCGACGACCUGCAACUCAAGCCAAAGAAGGAGUUCAACCUCUUGUGGUACUGGCUGGCCGAGCGGCAAGACAUUUAUGACCGCCGGCGACAAGGCCUGCCUCGAGAUGAAUGGACCGACGACCCGAUUCUGCAGCACGGCUGGUUCUGCAACGCGUACCGGAUCCUCGACCGCGAAUGCCAGUUCCUCGUGCGCGAGGUCAUCGAAAAAGGAUCGCAAGAGCCCGCCGAAAUUUGCUUCCGUGUCCUGCUAUACGAUAUCUUCACCCGCUCGACCACCUACCAGCUCCUCGCCGAACACUUCGCGCCCCUCAGCAUCAAGACCUUUGACCCUAUAGCCUUCGCCGAAUACCUACGCGGCCGCGAAGGGCUCUACACUCAUGCCUUCCAAAAGACCUCCGCGCCCGACAAAUCCCGCCCACACCUCCCGCGACUCGACGCGCACCUCGAGGAGCUGGAAAAGUGGAUAAAGGACGGCGUCCCGAACCGGAUCGCGAACCGGGAGAAGGUGACGGACGUGUUCGACUACUUCUUCGGGCAGCCCGGCUGGGCGGAGUUCAAGGCAUACCAGCUCACGCUCAACCUGUCGUACACGCCGCUCGUCAACUUCCACGCGAACGACCUCGUCGUGCCGGGCCCGGGCGCGCGCGCGGGGCUCAAGCGCAUGUUCGGCGCGUCGAUGGAUGCGGCGGUGCGCGACGACCCGCGCGCGUAUAUGCGCGCACUGCUGUGGAUGACGCGCACGCAGGACGAGCACUUCCAACGGCUGGGCCUGCGGUUCUCGCGCUUGCAGGGCCGGCCGCUGGAGGCGGCGGACAUCGAGCACGCGGUAUGCGAGCUCGAGAAGUAUGCGAGGAAUGGGUCGAGGAUGCGGGUGUAUAAGCCGGCCUCGAACCAUCCACCUCCGCUGCCACCACCUGUGCUACCCAAGGCUUGGAAUCAUCCUGCUCGAGCGAAGCCUAACCCUUCCUGGCCGGAUACGAGCAAGGACAACAAGGGCUACUUCAUCGAGGCCAUCGUUGAUGACAAGGUCGAAGACGGCGAGCAAUGGGUCUACAUUAAAUGGCUCAACUACUCGACGAAGGCGAAUACCUGGGAGCCGGCGUGGAGCGUCUGGCACGACGCUCCUCUCGCCAUGGAGGAGUAUUUCGGACACAAGGCGCCUGCACCGAAGACGAAGUCGAGGAAGCGUCGUCGGCGAUUUUAUUGA